Thyridium curvatum is the source of this 528-nucleotide messenger RNA. RefSeq lists its product as uncharacterized. Lineage: Eukaryota; Fungi; Ascomycota; Sordariomycetes; Thyridiales; Thyridiaceae. The transcript has 2 exons. The record is from RefSeq and is a predicted model, not a curated record. Bases 1 to 528 code for a protein of 175 amino acids.
AUGGCCCAAGCCGCUACGCGACCUUCCCGCAUAUACAGGGCGACGAUAUCGUUUAGGAAUGAGAGACGAGCCCGAAUUGCCAUCGUGUGCGCCCUUCCGCUCGAUGCAAACACUGUGGUCGUCCUCUUCGGUAAGGCGCAGGAAGAUGACGACGAAGCAUUCAACCCGUAUGAUGAACCCGUAGGCGAACCCACAAGCCGCGAGACACCUGGCUUUCCUGGUAUCAAUCAAUCGCAACGUUAUACCUUACCCAAUUCUGUCUGGAUGUUCCAAGGAACUCUUGCUAUCGGCUCUGUAUACUCUAUUCGGUUUGGAGAGAGUGUUCUCAACAGCAAAAGAACCCAAUCUUUCACUUUCAAAGAUACCCUGUAUCAUAUCGAGCAAGUUCUCACACCUGAUUCGAAAAUGGGAAAGCCAUGGCCUGAGGAGAGAGUAUUGACCUUAUGCCUUGACUGUCGUUCACGUGCUCUAGCCAGAGCUCGGAGACGAUGCAUGGGAGGCUGGGAUGUCGAGUGGGACGCUAUCUAG